This is a messenger RNA of Strongylus vulgaris, 249 nucleotides long. NCBI's taxonomy places the organism in Eukaryota, Metazoa, Nematoda, Chromadorea, Rhabditida, Strongylidae. The record is from the annotation of a GenBank genome assembly.
AUGACUGCAAAGCAGUUGGAACAGGAAACAGGAUGCAAAAUUAUGGUCCGAGGGCGAGGAUCAAUGCGUGAUAAAAAGAAGGAAGAGUUGAAUCGUGGUAAACCAAAUUGGGAGCAUUUAUCCGAGGAUCUGCAUGUGCUGAUCCAGUGCGAGGACACGCCUAAUCGAGCGCGGAUAAAGUUAGCGAGAGCUGUUGAUGAAGUCAAGAAACUUCUUGUGCCAGCUGUAAGUUUUUUGACUGCCUUUUGA